Molecule: messenger RNA, 1302 nt
Organism: Bombus huntii
Lineage: Eukaryota; Metazoa; Arthropoda; Insecta; Hymenoptera; Apidae
Exons: 3
Coding region: 186-1205 (339 amino acids)
Source: RefSeq, a predicted model, not a curated record
UUUUAAUUUUAUUUAUUUUAACACCGCACGAAAAUUAUUUAAAUAUAGUUACGAUGUAGGGAAUUUACAAAAGUAUGAGUACACAUUCUUCUCUAUUAGUUUGAUAAUUUUUUCAACCGUUUGAAUUUGAAAGACUUUCCAAAACAAUCGUAGUAAUUAGUUAGGAGUUAUAAGAAGUUGACAAUAUGAAUAGUUCUGGCGAUUUAAGUCAGAUCUCUGAUAUUUCCCGAAUUUCUCGUUUGAAUUGUAGUCGAAUAUUUGGUAGAAUAGAUUCAUUGCAAAACUUAUUUGAACAACAAUGUAGUUUGAGUUACAAUACAAGCAGAAAUACUACAAAUCAAGAAUCUAACCAUUUAGAAAAAACUAUAAAAUGUCUUGCUUCAUGCGAAGAUAGCAUAGGAGAACAUGUAAAAAGCAAAGUAAUUUUAGAAUGCAUAAAAGAGGCAUCAAUGAAUGUAAAUGGGAUAUUGUCUGAUGAUGUUGCUUUUAAACUAAAAGGAUUACUUUCAAUUCAUGAGCUUAACAAAUAUAUGCAUUUGCCAUCUACAUCAAAAAAUAUACAAGAGGAGUUAUGUAUUUUGGGAAUCACAGAUUUGCCAAAAUUUGAUCUUAGUUAUGAAGAAAUACUAGACAUUAAAUAUUGUGUGGAAACACUGCUACGAGAGAAGAUACAUGAAUUUAUAUUAAGAUAUGAACAAUUAGGAGGAAACCUAAAGGAAACUCUAAGAUCAAUUGAUGGCAAUAUGCGUAAAAAAAUGUUUGAGCCUCAUGAAAUACAAAUAUUCCAAUGGAAAGAUAAAAUUGAAGAAUUAUGUGCUCAAUAUGAAGCAGAUAUUAUGAAAUGUAAGGCUUUGAUGAAUAAAUGGAAUACCUUAAAAUACAAAGAUGUAAGUAAACUUUAUUUGGAAAAAGCAGAACACAUAUUAUUGCAAGCGCAAGUUGCAGAAGUGCAAGCAAAGAUUACAAAGUUGUCAUGUAUUAUAAAAAUGUAUAAGGAGACCCCAAUAACGAUUGAUGCAUUCAGAACAUUAAAUGUAGCCAUAGAUAAGAAAUUAUUUGCAAUACUGAGUGAAAUUAAAGAGAAGGAAAACUUGAAAAAACAAUAUGAGAAGUUACAAAACACAGAAUAUAAUGAAAUCUUAAAAACUUAUCUACAUUUUUGCAAAGCUAUCGAGAAAAAAAAACAAUUAUUAGAAAAACUUUAAGUUAUUUGCCCAAAAGAAAAUCAAUUUUGAAUGUAUUUCUAUAUAAAUUUAUAUCUUGUAUAAAAAUGAAUAUAAAUAUAUAUACUGUUUAUGUGUA